Messenger RNA from Westerdykella ornata, 231 nucleotides. RefSeq lists its product as uncharacterized. The annotation marks the transcript as partial. The record is from RefSeq and is a predicted model, not a curated record. The transcript is spliced from 2 exons. Lineage: Eukaryota; Fungi; Ascomycota; Dothideomycetes; Pleosporales; Sporormiaceae.
CAGAUCUACAUCUACACGAACCAACUCGCCAGCCGGGGGGUGCGCGGCAUGCAGAGGAGGAACAUCGUUCUCACGAAAGAGGGGGCACGCGUCGGGGUGAGGGAGAUGGACGGCGAGGAGUAUGCGGAUUGGACGCAGAGAGCCCUCGUAAACACGUGGAACGCGGCAUACACCGAUGUCAAGGGCAAGGGCAAGGGCAAGGGGAACGGAAAGGCGACGGCGACGACGUAA